AUGAGGAUGAGGCUAUUCACAGGCGCGGAGAUCGCCCUAUUGAUCUCGCUACUAUUCGCGGGAUCCAACGCAACUCCGUGGAUUGGAACGCAAUAUGUCGAGGUAUUCGAAACAACCGUCGUUGAGGGGUUAACCCGUUCAUAUCUCACGAGGGCUCCUCUCGUCGAAACCUCAUUCAUCCCCAUUAAUCCAACUGCAACCAACCCCUCGGUAAUCAGCACUUUCACCACAAUCGAGGGCUACAGCUCCGAUGUGACGGCCAUCAACCUCGUCGUUGCCCCUACAGCGGGCGUUCCAGUGGGCACUAGCAACGACUAUUACCAAUACUAUGUCGAUGUAACAUACACGGCGCCUGCAUCAUGCUCCUAUACCGCAAGCGCGACGCUUACGACAGCUAUCCCGGUUUAUAUGAACUACUACGCGGAACGAUUGAUCCGUCCUACGACUGUCGUCACCAGCACGGAGACAUUCCAGUACAUCACCAACCAGAUCACCUAUACCCGGGCGAUGCUCAAUCCCAGCGAUGUCCCCAGCAGCAUCCUCGCUUCUGUCAGCUCGCAGUUCAAGCCGGCGCGAUAUACUUCUUGCGUGCGAAACUAUUACAGUGGUGGUUCUUCCAGCGGUAGCUCUUCCAGCAGUGGCAGCAGUAGUGGCAGCCAUGCUGGCUGUGACGAAUUCACUUGGUAUAUCGGUGGCUCGGCCUUCUCAGGCGGAUACUGCUGCUCCGACGGCUGCCAUUAUACAUGGGGUAUCUCACCAGUCGGCCUCGUCCUAGCCAUCUUCUUCUCCUGGUUCGGCUUCUUCCUCAUCAUCGGUUUUAUCGAGAGUUGGAUCAUUUUCCGGCGCGCCAUGGUCGGUCAAAAGGUUCGACGUGGAUUGCCGUACGCCUGGGCAUUCCUGGCUCCGAUUCUGUCUUGUUUCCUCCUUCUCACGGUGAAGAAGUACGAUGCCAAGACGCCGGAUCAACAAACUUGGCUGGAGGGGAGAUGGAAGGCUAUGUCGGGUGGUGCAAAGGUGGGAUUGUGGUUGAAGAAGUUCUUUAAUCGUCGUGAUCCUGCUGCUGAGGCUCUGGGUUUCACUGGGCCAGUACCGCCUCCUCAGGCUCAGGCACAGUACCCUCAGGGUCCUUAUUAUCCUCCUACGGGCUCUCCUCCUCCAAGUACUCCCGGUGCGCCGCCUAUGUCUGCCUAUCCCCCGCCUGAACAGGGAUACCCUCACCAAGCAUAUUCUCCUCCGCCAGCGCAUGUCGUACCUCAGACAGAUCGGGCAACGGAGCUCAGUGCGGACACUCGGGCUAAGACAGUCUCUGUGAAUGAGACUGAGAGAAGUCAUGAGUUGCAAUAG
Molecule: messenger RNA, 1344 nt
Organism: Penicillium subrubescens
Lineage: Eukaryota; Fungi; Ascomycota; Eurotiomycetes; Eurotiales; Aspergillaceae
Exons: 1
Coding region: 1-1344 (447 amino acids)
Source: RefSeq, a predicted model, not a curated record